This is a messenger RNA of Condylostylus longicornis, 531 nucleotides long. RefSeq lists its product as uncharacterized. The transcript is spliced from 4 exons. The record is from RefSeq and is a predicted model, not a curated record. NCBI's taxonomy places the organism in Eukaryota, Metazoa, Arthropoda, Insecta, Diptera, Dolichopodidae. The coding region runs from base 1 to 531 and encodes 176 amino acids.
AUGCUGUCGGAUGAAAUCCAAGCUUGGAAAAAUAAUUUCUUUAUACCAACUCGAUUAGAAUGUGAUGCAAGCCCAGAAUGGUUUUCUAAUUAUACUUGCAAUAUUAAGCCAGUAUCAAGGACUAGAAAAAUUAUAAUUGCGAGAGCUGAAAUAAGGAAACCGAUCAACAAAAUUUUCGUGAAAAUUCAAGUUUUCAAACGUUUUAGUGGCUGGCAACCAUAUUUAAUUAAUCAUUUAUUUGAAGCUUGUGCAUUCCUUGGUGGUAAAAAAACCUCGAACAUUUUAUAUAAUAAUUUUUAUAAAAUCAUUAAACCACUUUUUGAUAAAUAUACCAACAUAAAUCACGAAUGUCCUUACAACGGUACAGUUGAACUAUAUGAAGUUGAUUAUAACAAAAUUGAUAUACCGACUGCAAAAGGAACAAUAUUUCCAAGUGGUUAUUACAAGGCUGUUGGAAAAAUAUAUGAAGCGAAUAAUUCGUAUAUUGGGAGUGCGGUUUUUCAAGGAAUUGUUAAAGAAACUCAAACUUAA